Molecule: messenger RNA, 234 nt
Organism: Protopolystoma xenopodis
Lineage: Eukaryota; Metazoa; Platyhelminthes; Monogenea; Polystomatidea; Polystomatidae
Source: the annotation of a GenBank genome assembly
AUGUGCCAGGGAGACUGUCCGGCUGCGCGGUCUCUAGUUGCGUCUUGCAGCAAUAAACUCUUCAAUCUGGCCCAUCUUUGCACCGCCCUAGCCACCCGACAGGAGCACCACGGACAGGUGAAUCGGCCGGCCAGGACACUCGAGGGCAAGUUAGCCCAGGCGCAUCGUUGGCUCGCCAAUCCCAGGGGACCACAACGCCAGGUAGGCAUGGAGAAGGAUAUUAAAAGCAAAUAA